Messenger RNA from Micropterus dolomieu (smallmouth bass), 1593 nucleotides. RefSeq names its product zona pellucida sperm-binding protein 3-like. Lineage: Eukaryota; Metazoa; Chordata; Actinopteri; Centrarchiformes; Centrarchidae. The record is from RefSeq and is a predicted model, not a curated record. Gene Ontology annotation, cellular component: extracellular matrix. Gene Ontology annotation, molecular function: acrosin binding. Gene Ontology annotation, biological process: binding of sperm to zona pellucida; egg coat formation; positive regulation of acrosome reaction.
UACAGUUUUAACCAUUUGUUGUAUCUUAUUUAACCCUUUUCAAGAAAUGUCUUUCUUGCAACUUGUAAUUUUCCUUAUUUACCAAUAACAAAGUACUCAUACCGCUCUUUGUUGUGAAGUCAUGGUGAUGAAGUGUACUGUUGUCAGCUUUGUGGCACUGGCCGUGCUCAGCAGCUUCUGUGAUGCUCAGUGGAGAGAAGAUGUUUACAGACCCUCACUACCUAAAUACCCGAGGCCAGUACCACAUGGGAAACCGGGACCCAGGACACCGGUGCCUAUAGGUCUCCAACAGUCAAAGCAGACAUUCGAGCAACCACUCACAUGGAGAUACCCUGAAGAUCCGAAGCCUGACGUCAAACCCCAAGGGCCUUUUGAGUUUAGACAGCCUGUUGCUGCUAUAUCUGUUGCUGUCGCAUGCACAGAGACGGAUGCUCAUGUGGAAGUCAUGAGGGACUUUUUUGGGAUUGGACAGCUCAUCAAUGCUGCUGACCUUACCCUGGGAGAAUGUGGUGUUACUGCAGUGGACACUGCUGCCCAAGUGUUUAUUUUUACGGUUCAACUGCAAGACUGUGGCAGCUCAUUAGCUAUGACAGAAGAUACCCUCAUCUACACCUUCAGCCUGAAUUAUAAUCCCCAACCUAUGGGUGCUGCUCCUGUGGUGAGAACCAACCAAGCUGCUGUAAUUGUGGAAUGUCACUACCAAAGAAAGCAAAAUGUGAGCAGCCUUCCUCUUGACCCUCUAUGGGUCCCAUUUUCUGCGGUUAAGGUGGCUGAGGAAUUCUUAUACUUCACCCUGAAACUCAUGACUGAUGACUGGCAAAGUGAGAGGCCAAGCUACCAGUAUUCCCUGGGAGACAUGAUUAAUAUUCAGGCUGUUGUCAAGCAGUACUUCCAUGUUCCCCUCCGUAUUUAUGUGGACAGUUGUGUAGCUGCUCUUACACCUGACGCGACCUCCACCCCCAGAUAUACCUUCAUUGAUAACAAUGGGUGUUUAAUUGAUGCUAAGCUCACAGGCUCUACCUCUAAGUUCUUGGUUCGCACUGUAGACAACAUGCUUCAGUUCCAGAUGGAGGCCUUCAGGUUCCAGGGUGACAACACUGGAGUGCUCUACAUUACCUGCCAUUUGACAGCAACAUCUGCUGCCGAUGAAGUCGAUAGUGAACAUAGAUCUUGUUCCUACAUCAGUGGUAUUUGGAGGGAGGCCAGCAGAGCUGAUGCAGCUUGUAGCUCCUGUGACUCUGGUGUAGUUGGACAACCUGGCACUGGUGUACCUGGAUCAUUUGUCAUUGGUGUACCUGCCUACCCUGACACUGGUGUACCUGCAUACCCUGACACUGGUGUACCUGCAUACCCUGGCACUGGUGUACCUGGAUCAUUUGUCAUUGGUGUACCUGCCUACCCUGGCACUGGUGUACCUGGUGGUGGCAGUGGAACUAAAAAUCCUUACAGGAAGCCGCGUGAUGUUUUUCAAAGGGAAAUUUUCGAAUGGCAAGGUGAUGUAACCCUGGGUCCCUUCCACAUUGAAGAAAAGGUUUAACUCAAUUUCCUGCCAUGGCUAUGACCAAGAAAAUAAACAUUUACAUUGGUUCAUAA